This is a messenger RNA of Aspergillus costaricaensis CBS 115574, 1247 nucleotides long. RefSeq lists its product as uncharacterized. The transcript has 2 exons. Lineage: Eukaryota; Fungi; Ascomycota; Eurotiomycetes; Eurotiales; Aspergillaceae. Bases 15 to 1082 code for a protein of 355 amino acids. The record is from RefSeq and is a predicted model, not a curated record.
AUCCAUCAACAAGGAUGCUCCAACAACGGAUGGUGCUUCUACGCCCUCGGCGUGCCAGGGCAAUAGAAGGGACUCUUUCAUCAAUUCGUCGGUUUUCGGCUACGUAUUUACAAGCGAAAGAUUCCAAUCACUCCAAUGCGAAUGCAACCGAGGGUUCCGCAGCCUCUUCCGCCGCCGGACGUCCCAGUACGCAAACCAGAAGAAACAACAUUCCGCCGGCGAACCUGAACAUUCGGAGCGUCAACCAAGAACGACCUCGUCCCCGACGGAUAGUAGAUGCGAGAUCUCUCGCCGCCUCUCAAGCCACUGGCCAACCAGCAAACAUCCUUAAGAAUCCCAGGGCUCGCAAUCCUCGAGGCAACCGAUCCACCGCUUCUCGGGGCCCUAGAGCUGGGCCAAAGAAGAAGGUUCAAUCUAAAGAUGGGCGAGCUGGCCGUUCUCGACGCACCGAAAGGUCUGGCCAGGAAGAUUCAACAUCCAAUUCAGCAUUCCAUGAAGCCUCAAUCAACGCUGUCUUCCGAGAGCUCGCAGAACAAGCGGCGCCCAAGCCUGUCCAGUACAAUCCCGAGUCGAUCUCCUUAGCUUCACUGAAGGAAACAUGGCCAUCUCUACCCACCGACAUUGACGCUCAUACUGCUGGAGUCGUUGAGAAGCUGUCUCUAUUCGGCGAUCGCUACGCAAAUGAUUAUGUACCUCCAAAUGAGCUGGGCAAGCGACUUUAUCAGGGCAAAUUUGUCCGCUUUUCGAGUGAAGAGGAAAAAGCUGAGGCCAUCUCUGAAGCGAACAAGCUAUCGCAAGAACGCGCAGACAAGUUGUCCCAGCGAAAAGGCGAUCUUGUGGAACCACGUCAUGUCGACUUCAGUCCACUCAACACCAAGGACCAAGGCUCACUUCUUGGACUUCUUGUUCAGGGCAAUUAUCCUAAGUCUAAAGCCAAACAGGCGGACAACCUCUCAAUUGUUGACAGUGUCUCUGAAAACCUCAGAAACAAUGCAACGUAUCACACGGUCGGCAAAUCCUCUGCGUUCAUUGCGAAGUUGGACUCGCUUUUAGCCGCCAGUCGCAUGACAAAACGCGCCUGAGAACCUUGUUUUCUGAUACCAUCAGUAUCCUUACUAUGUACCUAUACUUUUGCAGCUUUUCAUGAUCCCUUGUUAUCCUUGUCAUUGUUUACAUUUAUGCCUUGCAAGUGACUGUAGAAUACAUUACUCUCUGAAAUAAGUUACAGAACUCGUGUUCAUAUCCCC